CACUUGUGCAGACGUGCGCGCCCCGAGGAGAAAGCUGAAAGGAGCAGAUCGGUGCCGGAAAAGAACCAAACAACUCCACUGCAGUUUCGAGGUGCACUCGAUUUGAAGAGGAAUUCUGAGAAUGCCGAGUUUAGGAGCAAAGAAGAAGGACAAUGUGUCCAGAAUGGAGAGAUUCAUUGAGGAUUUGCCACAGCUGAGCAAUGAGAUGCAGCUGAGCAUCAUGAACAAGGUGAAGACUGGAGAGUUGUCCAUCGACGACGCUCUGGACCUGGCCAGGAAGGACCGGGGCCAGUUAACCAAACUACAUCGUGCCCCUGAGGAGGAACAGCUUCCGUCACAGUACAACUUCAGUGUGCACAAGCAUGGACGCUACAGGUGGAAGAAGCGGGUUUUUCAGAUGGAUUUCAACACCAAAAUGCUGUGCACCAUUGAGAAAGGCAUCGUCAAGCGCCAACUUCCCUUCGCCAUCGUCAAGAGUUGUGAUGAUGGAGUUGGUUCUAGAUUUUCUAUUUCGUUCAAAGGCCACCAUGAUUAUGAGCUGGAGGCCACUUCAGUGGACGACAAGCACAAGAUCAUGCAGCUUGUAAACCAGAUAAUUUACAGGAACAUCUACAGUCAUGCUGAGGGGGGUAGUGCAGGGACACACCAGCAGCCUCAAGCAUCGCAAACCCUCCGGGAAGGUGUCCUUAUGCUGCACAGGGGCGGACUGGCAUCAUUCCGAUGGGUCAAGUACAAACAUUUUGUUCUGGGUCAUUUACGUUACUUCCGUCUUGGAUAUCUGGUUUGUUCCAGAAUGAACUUCCACAUUAAAAAUCCUAUUCAUUGUUUCUUGAUUUGGGCGGCACGGUGAACCACUGGUUAGCACACCUG
Messenger RNA from Phycodurus eques (leafy seadragon), 870 nucleotides. RefSeq lists its product as uncharacterized. The transcript has 6 exons. The record is from RefSeq and is a predicted model, not a curated record. The coding region runs from base 122 to 850 and encodes 242 amino acids. NCBI's taxonomy places the organism in Eukaryota, Metazoa, Chordata, Actinopteri, Syngnathiformes, Syngnathidae.